Messenger RNA from Funneliformis mosseae, 468 nucleotides. The record is from the annotation of a GenBank genome assembly. NCBI's taxonomy places the organism in Eukaryota, Fungi, Glomeromycota, Glomeromycetes, Glomerales, Glomeraceae.
AUGACUAGAAUACAUGAUAAAUUAUUUGGUAACAUUCCAUACGUUGCUCCCGAAAUUUUGAAGGCUGGUAAAAGUGAACAAGAUCCCUAUACAAAAUAUUCUGAUGUAUAUAGUUUAGGAGUUUUGUUAUGGAAUAUAUCAAGUGGCAAGGCACCUUUUAAAGAUCAAAAGGAUUAUACAAUAAGUACGUCAAUCUUGUCAGGAAUUAGAGAAGAAAGAAUACAAAAUACACCUGAUGAAUAUUUUGAAUUAUAUAGCAAAUGUUGGAACGAUGUACCUGAGGAGAGACAUUAUGUUGAAGAUGUUUAUGAGGUAUUGGAAAGGUUGUUGGAAAAUUACAAUGAAGAAAAAGGUUCAACAUUUUCAGGUCCUAUGAAUCUUAAAUAUCGCCUUCAAGGUUUAGGAGCAAUUUACGGCCUGCUGAAACGUGAACAAUAUUUUACAAGUCACGAUAGGGGUAAAGAAUAA